Sodiomyces alkalinus F11 is the source of this 1430-nucleotide messenger RNA. Its product is annotated as PBSP domain protein. Lineage: Eukaryota; Fungi; Ascomycota; Sordariomycetes; Glomerellales; Plectosphaerellaceae. The coding region runs from base 332 to 1156 and encodes 274 amino acids. The transcript has a single exon. The record is from RefSeq and is a predicted model, not a curated record.
CGACGACAGCGCUAACGACAUAGAUAUCUACUGGCACUCCUCAGUCUAAUAAAUAUAUUCAAAAGUUCACUCGAAGAUCUUUUCUUUUGGUUUUUGUGGCGUCGUAUUUCUUAUACAUACAUAUAUAUGCGGCAAUUCCUACUCCAAGGUUACUCUUCCUCUUGAUCUCUUAUGAGUGAGGCACUUACAAAUUGUGAUCUUUUGUCUUGUCGUAACGGGACUCUUGUCGGCCUCAGAACUUCGAUCCUAACACCUCAACACUUACUGUAUCGGCAUGAUCGUCCCAGUCCAUACAUCGCCGAACCCAUCCACAACCGUCUUUCAUCCCGCCAUGUCCCCAGCCUCCUCUCCUCCGCACCCUGCACCGACUGUUCUCCCAGAGCGACCAAAAUCACCCUCGACUGCUAAGAACAAGAGCCCGAACCACCGGAAUCCCACCGCAAACUCCAUAAACAAGCCCAGCCAGUCCGAGGAACAGUUCCCACAACCCAAACUCCGCCUGGAAAUCCGCGACCUCAACCACCCCGGGGCAAGCAAGUUCCUCUCCGCCGUAAACGCCUCCCACGUCCUCCAAUCCGCCGUCACCAACGUCCUCCGCCUCCUCUACGUGAAACCCUCCAACCCCACCACCCACCCACCCCCGACCCGCUCCGUGACCCUCAUCCUCCGGCCCAUGGGCGGGGUGGCCUACACGACCGGCUCCGACCUGGACAACGACCACAAGGAGAUCCACUUCUCCCUCGACUACAUCAACAACAUCCCCGAAGCCCGCCGUGCCGACGACGAGAUCGCCGGCGUGCUCACCCACGAGAUGGUGCACUGCUUCCAGUGGAACGGCCGCGCCACCGCCCCCUCCGGCCUGAUCGAGGGCGUCGCCGAUUGGGUGCGUCUCCGCGCCGGCCUCGUCCCGCCCCAUUGGCGUCGGGAGACCUCCGGCUCUUGGGACAGGGGGUACCAGCACACCGCGUACUUCCUUGACUACCUAACCAGCCGCUUUGGGGAGGACACGGUGCGGCGGGUCAACGAGAAGCUUCGGACUGAUCGCUACGACGGUGAGCGGUUCUGGGUGGAGCUGCUGGGGCAGAGUGUUGAGGCUUUGUGGGAGGAGUAUCGCGUCGCGGUGGGGCCGGAUCGGAAGAAUGAGAACGCCCCGUGACCAAGUUGUGGGAAGGGAAUGAAUCGGGCAGGGCGGCGUAGGGAGACACAAGGCUUGAAAGGGGGUGAGACAUUGGGCGUGUUGGGUCCGCCGAGUUCGGCUGUCGAUAGAGGAUCAUAGAAGCCUCGAGUAUCUCGGUACGGAAGCUGGGCGACGAUGAAGCGUUUGAUUGCUGUAAUUUUCUUUAAAAAAAUUGGUUUCCAGCGAGCUUAGAGCCAUUUGUUUACUUCCAUGUCCAAGGAGAUAGAUCACAAUAUUGAAGCAAAUAUGAAGA